CUCGCAUUGUGAGAAAAAGGAAAAACUACCAUACGCAGCCUGCUCUGAAAAAAUGGCCAAUGAUAAGGAAAAGGUUCUCCACAUAGUAAUGCUUCCAUGGCUAGCCUUUGGACACAUGAUCCCGAACCUCGAGCUAGCCAAGCUCAUUGCUGGAAAGGGUCACCGUGUGAGCUUCGUAUCCACUCCUCGAAACAUAGAGCGUCUCCCCAAAGUCUCGCAAAACUUGGCCACACUCAUCGACUUCGUCAAGCUUCCGCUGCCCAAAGUCCCAAACCUUCCAGAAAAUGCAGAGGCCACCACCGACGUCCCCUACGACGUCGUUCAAUACCUGAAGAAAGCCUACGAUACUUUGGAAGAACCCUUCACCCAUUUUCUCGAAUCUUCCAAAGCCGAUUGGCUCUUCUACGACUUCGCUCCCUUCUGGGCAGCUUCUGUAGCUUCCAAACUUUGCAUAAGGAAGGCCUUUUACAGCAUUUGCACUCCACCCUUCCUCGGCUUCUUAGGACCCCCUUCCGUCCUCAUGGGCCACGACAGUUCAUACCGCCAAAAACCUGAAGACUACAUCGUUGCUCCUCCGUGGGUCCCUUUCCCGACCACCGUCGCCUUCCGUUACUACGAGAUCAUGCGAAUCGUGGACAGCCUCUCCUCCCAAAACAACUCCGGCGUCGCCGACACGAACCGGUUCGGUGUCAGUAUUCAGAACUGCGAUAUCGUUUUUAUUCGAGGAUGCACUGAGUUCGAAUCGGAGUGGUUUCAUCUGCUGGAGAGCAUUUACCAGAAGCCAGUUCUCCCGGUGGGGCAGCUACCCAGCACGGCGCCUGUUGGCGGCGAGGACAACGACACGUGGAGGUGGAUGAAGGGCUGGUUGGACAAGCAGGCGCGUGGGAGCGUUGUGUACGUGGCGUUCGGGAGCGAAGCGAAACCGACGCAAGAUGAAGUGACGGAGAUAGCUUUAGGUUUGGAGAAAUCGAAGCUUCCGUUUUUGUGGUUGCUGAGGGUUCAGCGUGGUCCGUAUGACCCAGAUGUGCUGAGGUUGCCGGAAGGGUUCGAGGAACGAAUUAAGGGACGUGGAGUUGUGUGCAGCAGUUGGGCACCGCAGUUGAAGAUAUUGGAACACGUGGCUGUUGGUGGGUUCUUGACUCACUCCGGUUGGACAUCUGUGGUGGAGGCUGUUCAGAACGAGAAACCGUUGGUUCUGUUAACGUUCUUGGCAGACCAAGGGAUAAAUGCGAGGGUGUUGGAGGAGAAGAAGAUGGGAUACUCUGUGCCCAGAGAUGAACGAGAUGGAUCGUUCUCGAGUGACUCGGUCGCUGACUCAUUGAAACUGGUUGUGGUUGAAGAAAAGGGAAAGAUCUACAGAGAAAGAAUAAAAGAGAUGAAGGAUUUGUUUGUCAAUGGAGAGCGACAGGAUAGGUAUAUCGAUAAUCUCAUACACAACCUUAAAAGCCUCUCUAAAUGUUAAUCCCUACUAUCAUUGUUCUUAUGUCUGAUUUUUAUGCUAAGGUUUUACCUGUCGUUUGUAAUGGAAAAUAAUCUGAAAAGAAACGUUAAAAAUUUUAAUUUGCAAUAAUAUGAACGAGAAUAUUAGCUUUUGUAGUGGA
Molecule: messenger RNA, 1601 nt
Organism: Vigna angularis (adzuki bean)
Lineage: Eukaryota; Viridiplantae; Streptophyta; Magnoliopsida; Fabales; Fabaceae
Product: UDP-glycosyltransferase 91A1
Exons: 1
Coding region: 53-1462 (469 amino acids)
Molecular function (GO): UDP-glycosyltransferase activity
Source: RefSeq, a predicted model, not a curated record